Theobroma umbraticum is the source of this 3352-nucleotide messenger RNA. Its product is annotated as serine/threonine protein phosphatase 2A 57 kDa regulatory subunit B' theta isoform-like. The record is from RefSeq and is a predicted model, not a curated record. NCBI's taxonomy places the organism in Eukaryota, Viridiplantae, Streptophyta, Magnoliopsida, Malvales, Malvaceae. Gene Ontology annotation, biological process: signal transduction. Gene Ontology annotation, cellular component: protein phosphatase type 2A complex. Gene Ontology annotation, molecular function: protein phosphatase regulator activity.
UCAAGUGGGUGCGUGAGAGUCACCACCUCAAGGAAGCUGUUGAUGGUUUUCCCAUUUUAAGCUGCUCCUCAUUCUCUCUGAAGGCAUAAAAAGGAAGGUUUUUGGAAAAGGUCGAGGGGUGAUUUGGUCAAUUGGAUUCCAUCUUCAUCUGGAGAAAAUCAAAAGUGAAAAAGUCUGAGCUUUGAGGUUGAAAUGAAAUUUUGCUGAGAAAGUUUAGAAAAGAUCAAAUCUUUACAAAGAAAAAGGGAGAAAAAAAUUAUAGAGGCGAAGUGUGAUUUAUUACAACAAUUAUUUACUUAAAGAAAAACAAAACAUCAACAACAACCAAAGGUUGAUUCAUGAUGAUGUUCUUUCCUAAAUCCAUUAUAUUUCUGUAGAUUCUAACUCUCUCUCUCUGUGUCUCCUUUGAGAGAAAAUGGAGUAGCCCAACUAUCUCUUUUGGUUGCUUUUGGUGGAAAAUGCUGGUUGGGUUCUUAAGAUCAAACCCAGAUCUUGCUACCUUUUGAUCUGGUAGAAUGCUUUUGUUAAUCUUUGGAAGCUGAAGAAAAUUAGAGCCAAGGAGACAAAAGGCAUAUGGGGUUUUUUCUUUUUUGAUACAACUCAAAAAAUAAUGCAUGCUUUGCCACUCAAAAGGGGAAAAGAAGAUGAAGUUUAUUAAGAUUUUUUCAACAUAUGAAGUCGGUUUGAUGUUGCUGUUCAAGUAAACAAGGAAUUUUCUCUGUUGGAAUUGAGUAAUAACUCAUCUUCUUGAGGAUGGAGUUGCACAUUUAUUUGUGGGUUGGCCUUAUCAGUGGCUUUCGAUUUAUGAGUUGACAGUUUCGUGCAACUAGGUUUUCCUUGCUGGGCUGAUAUCUCUUUUCAACUUCCUUGAUGGUGCAUUUGCUUUGAAGGGCUUUCUUUUUAUAUCCGGUUGUUGUUAAUUGCUUGAAAACAGAUUCUCCAUCUAAGUUACAAUGAUCAAACAAAUACUUAAUAGGCUCCCACGGAAACCAUCUAAGUCCAGUGACAAUCGUGAGGGAGGAGGAGGAACCUCUACCUCUUCAUCAAAUGCUUCUACCAGUUCAAGAAACAGCGAUCUAGCUAGUAACCGAUAUGCAAACGCAAGUGGUGCAGCCUUUUCUGGAUUUAAUUCUACUCCAAAUUUAGGGCUGAAUCCAGGCAAUAAGAUUUCUCAAGUGGUGAAUGCAAAGCUGAAUGGGAAUAUGUUUGCUUCUUUUGAGGCAUUGCCCAGUUUUAGAGAUGUUCCAAAUUCUGAGAAGCAGAACUUGUUCAUCAGAAAACUGAACUUGUGUUGCAUUGUGUUUGACUUCACUGACCCAACCAAAAACUUCAAAGAGAAGGAUAUCAAGCGGCAAACCUUACUAGAGCUUGUGGAUUAUGUUUCAUCUGCCAGUGGGAAAUUUUCGGAGAUUGUUAUGCAAGAAAUUGUAAAGAUGGUGUCUGUCAAUUUGUUUAGAGCACUUACUUCUCCACCCCGUGAGAACAAAGUUUUAGAAGCAUUUGAUUUGGAAGAGGAGGAACCCUCAAUGGACCCUGCCUGGCCUCAUUUGCAAGUAGUUUAUGAAUUUCUCUUGAGGCUUGUGGCAUCACCUGAGACAGAUGCAAAAUUGGCCAAGCGGUAUAUUGAUCACUCUUUUGUUCUAAGGCUGUUAGAUCUUUUUGAUUCAGAGGACCCCAGAGAAAGGGAGUAUCUGAAAACUGUUCUGCAUCGCAUAUAUGGAAAAUUUAUGGUCCAUCGUCCAUUCAUCAGGAAAGCAAUCAACAACAUCUUUUACCGCUUUAUUUUUGAAACUGAAAAACACAAUGGAAUUGCAGAACUAUUAGAAAUUUUGGGAAGUAUAAUCAAUGGGUUUGCUUUGCCACUGAAGGAAGAACAUAAGCUCUUUCUUGUUCGUGCAUUGAUACCGCUUCACAAACCAAAGUGCAUACCUAUGUACCACCAGCAGCUAUCUUACUGCAUCACUCAAUUUGUGGAGAAGGACUGCAAGCUUGCUGAUACUGUUAUACGAGGCUUGCUAAAGUAUUGGCCGAUUACAAAUAGCUCAAAAGAAGUCAUGUUCUUGGGUGAACUGGAGGAAGUUUUAGAAGCCACACAACCUCCUGAGUUUCAACGCUGCAUGGUACCCUUGUUCCGUCAGAUAGGCCGUUGCUUGAGUAGUUCGCAUUUUCAGACUCUUCAUCUCAUUGGAUUAUAUUUCUUGACUUUCAAACUGGUGAUUACCUGUCUGGACUCUGCCUCGGAAAGUCUACAUCCAAUUUUGAGGUUGGAACUUCAUCGAUAUGCAUUGCUUAAUCUUCUUCAACUAUUUCAUUCUGUGCAUAAAGAGAGGAGAGAUAGAAAUGUGUAGUUGGGUUAAGCAGAUAACUUGAAACUUAGAUGCUCAGACCAACAUUUAAUCAAUGGAAUUUGGAUGUAUUUGGACACGAAGAAAAAGACAGGUCCCCAAUUCCACUUAAUAUUAACCGACUAAAAGGAAUGAAAUAGUAUCAGUUGUUUAACAACUGACAUGUUAUGACGAAGCUGUGUCCUGUUAAUGUUGACUAACUGAAGGAUGUAAUAACAAGACCUUUCAAAAAAGAAAAGAUCACUCUUAGAGAAAGAGAUAAAUCUUCAUAAAGUUGUAAUUGAAAUAAUUAGAUUGCUGCAGUGACAAUAAUGAAAACAAACCAUGCCUUUUCCCACUAGAUUUGAUUGCCUAAAUGGUUAAUAUUGUGUCAUCAUUCUCUAUUUAGGACGUCAUUGUAAGUGAUGCAACUGAGAUUAUCACAAAUAACUAAGAAUCUGGAUUGAUGUAAUGAUUUGUGUUUGAUGAAAUGGACUCUCUUUGCAAAUUUAUCAUAUGGUAUUAACAUGCAGUUGUUAAAAGAUGUCAUAGGGUUUGUGAUAAAGAGGUGUUCCCUAUUAGGAAAUCUCUGCAUCACAUUACUUGCAGAUACCAAGGGCUACAAAUUCAUUUAUGUUUAGGAAAUUUGCUUGUAGAGUAUUAGCAUGCAAAUAAAAAUCAGUAGAAUUGAUUGAUAGCCUCUUUAAUUUAGUUGGUUUGCCCCACAUCCGCUGGCAAGAGGACGGAUUUCCGUUUCAGUUUGUUUAUAGCUAUUGGGAGGAUAUCUCCAUGGUGGUCAGUUUUUACAUAAAUAAAAGCUUUACUAUCUAUCUAGAUGUUGUUGCUAGUUUAAAAUUUCUUAAUAAUAGUUGUAGUCAUGAGCUGACAUUGCAUUGAGUCAGUUAUGCUAGCAAUGAAUAUACACACUUACAUUAAUGUGCAGAGAUAGCAUUUUCAAUGAUUAAAGAUGAUGUGCUUAUUUUCUUGCAGUCUUACUUUCUCUCUCUUUAAAAACUACGAUACUUUGU